UCUUAUCUUAUCCAAUCAUAUUCUCAUUUCUCACUAUCCCUUUUAUUAUGACAUACAACAAAAAUUACUUCUACAUAUAUCUUCUUCUCCCAUUGAUGAACCAUUAAAAUUGUGUAAAAUUGAGAGAAAUGGAGGUGGCUAGAAGAAGACUUUCAAAUGUAGCAAAUCAUCUAAACCCAGAAUUAUCACUCACAAAUUCUCACCAUCAAUCCUCCAUUAACUUAUCUAAAACUUCCAUGAAUGAUAAUUAUCAUAAGGUUCAUGGUCAAGUUUCUUUAGACCCUGUUCUUUGGAACCCUGCUACUGAUGAUUCUGGGAAAGAAUUUACUGAUAUCAUCUAUGAAAAAGCUAAUGGAGAAGCCAUUGCUAAGAUUACAAUAAAUAGGCCAGAGAGAAGGAAUGCAUUUAGGCCAGAAACUAUAAAGGAGCUAAUUAGAGCAUUUGAUGAUGCAAGGGAUGAUAGCUCAAUUGGUGUUAUCAUUCUAACUGGGAAGGGGACCAAGGCGUUCUGCAGUGGUGGAGAUCAGGCCAUAAGAGGCAAAGAUGGCUACAUUGAUUCAAAAAACAUUGGCCGUCUUAAUGUUCUAGACUUGCAGGUCCAAAUUAGAAGGCUUCCAAAACCAGUUAUAGCAAUGGUUGCGGGUUAUGCUGUCGGAGGAGGACACAUUCUACACAUGGUCUGUGAUCUUACUAUUGCUGCUGAUAAUGCUAUUUUCGGUCAGACUGGUCCUAAGGUGGGCAGUUUUGAUGCUGGUUAUGGAAGUUCCAUCAUGUCUCGUUUGAUUGGACCCAAAAAGGCACGCGAAAUGUGGUUUCUGACGAGAUUUUACACAGCAACUGAGGCAGAAAGAAUGGGACUUAUCAACACAGUUGUGCCAUUGGAGAAUUUGGAGCAAGAGACCAUAAAAUGGUGCCGAGAGAUUUUAAGAAACAGUCCGACUGCAAUUCGAGUACUCAAAGCAGCUCUUAAUGCAGUUGAUGAUGGUCAUGCUGGACUUCAGCAAAUAGCAGGAGAUGCAACACUCAUAUUCUAUGGAACUGAAGAAGGUAUUGAAGGGAAGACAGCAUAUAAUGAAAGAAGGCGCCCUGAUUUCUCCAAAUUUCCUCGACGCCCAUGAAUUAUACGUACUUUUACUUAUAUAAAUCUUGAAUUUUAUUUGGGAUGGUUUAUUCCAUAUUGAUGAACUAAAAAUAGUAUGCACACUGUAUAACUCAUUGGAGUCUCUAUUUGAUUCACAUUGCAAGAAAUUGCUUCUCAUCAAAACAGACACUUGCUCAUUCUUUGUUUUUGUUGUACCAUAAACCUUGACAUUUUUUUGAAAUUAAUUAAUGUUAAGACACUAUUUUUGUUUGAGAUCAAAA
Messenger RNA from Amaranthus tricolor (Joseph's coat), 1362 nucleotides. Its product is annotated as 1,4-dihydroxy-2-naphthoyl-CoA synthase, peroxisomal. Gene Ontology annotation, biological process: menaquinone biosynthetic process. Gene Ontology annotation, cellular component: cytosol. The transcript is spliced from 9 exons. The record is from RefSeq and is a predicted model, not a curated record. Bases 129 to 1118 code for a protein of 329 amino acids. Gene Ontology annotation, molecular function: 1,4-dihydroxy-2-naphthoyl-CoA synthase activity. Lineage: Eukaryota; Viridiplantae; Streptophyta; Magnoliopsida; Caryophyllales; Amaranthaceae.